Messenger RNA from Spirodela intermedia, 601 nucleotides. The record is from the annotation of a GenBank genome assembly. Lineage: Eukaryota; Viridiplantae; Streptophyta; Magnoliopsida; Alismatales; Araceae.
AUGAGGGCUCCCACCCUUCUCCAUCUCCUGGUGCUCCUGCUUGGUCUUUCAUACUUUCUUUCUCUAAACGCUGCUGCUGAUGCAAGGGGUAAUGUUUACUCGUUUUACGAUUACCCCCCCCCCCCCUCCCUCCUCUCUCCUCGCCGUUACAUUCUUAUCUCUCCUAGCAAACUAAUCUCUCUCUCUCUCUCUCUCUCUCUCUCUCUCUCUCUCUCUCUCUCUCUCUCUCUCUCUCUCUCGCUCUCUGGUUUUCAGCUCUUGCAGGAAGACUCGCGUCAAGAAACCAGGAACCUCCGGUGGUAGAUAUUGCAGACGAGGUUCUCUCUCUCUCUCUCUCUCUCUCUCUCUCUCUGGAAUCACCAGUCUUGGAUGACUGCGAUCCGUUCCUUUAGGGAGUUUCAUGAAGAGAUCAGAUGCCGAAAACCAUACGGAAUACUUUUAUCAGACUAUAGUUUUAAGAUAAGACUCCGAGGAAGCUGUAUUCCGAUGAUGCUUGCUGCAGGAGAACGAGGAACCUCGGCGGAUGGAAUUGGAGAGGAACGACUACCCGGGGGCCGGAGCCAACACGCGCCACCAACCAAGGAUCCCCAGAGGCGGUUAA